CUCCGGCUGUCCUCACCCGGCUGUGGUGUGCAGGUGUGUGGCGCUGGCCAGGUUUCCUGCAGAAGGCGACCCCGGGCCCAGCGGGGCUGAAUGGUAGGAUGGUGACGGGAGCCCAAGUCCCCAUGGUCAGCGAGCCUCAGGAUGGCGACGGUAAAGACCAGCGGCUGGGGCUGGACCGAGAUCUCCAGAGCAGGAUUCUAGAUGUGCCACUGCAGCAUUCGGACUUCUUCAAUGUCAAGGAACUGUUUUCUGUAAAGAGCCUCUUCGAGGCCCGAGUACACCUGGGCCAUAAAGCCGGUUGUCGACAUAGGUUUAUGGAGCCAUACAUCUUUGGUAACCGCCUGGGCCAAGAUAUCAUCGACCUGGAGCAGACAGCCUUGAAUCUACAGUUGGCCUUGAACUUCACGGCUCAUGUGGCCUACCGCAAGGGCAUCAUCCUGUUUGUGAGCAGGAACCGACAGUUCUGUCACUUGAUUGAGAAUACAGCCCGGGACUGCGGAGAGUAUGCUCACACCCGCUACUUCAAGGGUGGUUUACUGACUAAUGCACAACUCCUCUUUGGGCCCACGGUCCGCCUGCCAGACCUCAUCAUCUUCAUGCACACACUCAACAAUGUCUUUGAACCCCAUGUGGCUGUGAGGGAUGCUGCCAAGAUGAACAUCCCCACAGUGGGCAUUGUGGACACCAACUGCAACCCAUGCCUCAUCACUUACCCUAUCCCUGGCAACGAUGACUCACCCCAAGCUAUCCAUCUCUUCUGCAAGCUCUUCCGGACAGCCAUCACCCGGGCCAAGGAGAAGAGGAGGCAGAUGGAGGCACUGCAUCGGUUGCAGAGUUCCCAGGGAUCUGAGGGCAGUGGGACAUCUUCUGCACCUGAUAAAAGCCAGUCCCCAUGACAGGAGCCCCUGCUCCCACACUAGAGCCAAGCCUGCUCUGAGCAGGAGGCUCCUUGUCCAGCCUUGGCCUAUAUAUCCCUGUUCCCCAUCCUCAGCAUCAGAGACCUAUAGUUCCCAAGAUCUGGCCACCCCAGAGUCUGAUCAUCCUGAAUUAAACCUUGUCUGCCUCGUUUUGGGGAACAAACUCAAGUACAUAGCUGUGUGUCCUCUGGCAUCCAUUAAGACAUAGCUAGCCAAUUGGAAGGCUCUGUUUCUCUUUUUGUCAAGCCCUUGCUUCCACUUUAGAAGUAGGUCUACAUCAGGAGGGUUCCAUUUGGUCUCUGUUCAAUUAAAAUUAACACUUCAUUCUCUGAAGGAAAUUCUAAACAAGGUAAUAUUGAUGUCCCUCGGGGGGGGGGGGGGGGGGCAAUAGUUGCCUCUACACCUAAAACCAGACUUAAAGGCUAAGCAGGCACCUAAGAGGGGUAGGAAGUAUAGUUCUAAGGAGGUGCACUAUACUACUAAAGAGCUUAAUGAGUUUGUUCAUUCAUUCAAGCAGUCUGGGGAAUGUGUCAGAAUGGAUUUUAAGGGUGUGAUAUAAUAGUAGAAGGAAAAGAAAACUGAAUCAGGCUGAGUUUAUUGAUAUGGGCCCUCGAGUGGAGGUCUAGAUUUAAUAUGGAAAUUUGCAAUUUUAAAAGGUGCCAAAAGUUUGCUUGAAAGAUUGGCUAAAGCAUUCGAAAAAACAACCUACUGUUGGGAGCACAAAGGUCCUUGUGUCCACAGACCACUGGGAAACCAGAAAUGCUACACACAGUUGUCUCUAAAGGAAGAAAUAAAUACCUGUUUUUCUCGAAGGCGGCCAGGAGUGGAUAGUGUUAUGACCUGAUGACCUUUGCUAUCUGUAGAGCCAGACCAGACACAAACCCCCAGAAUGUUUAUCUCACUCUCCCUCCCUAAACCUUUAUUUUUAGCUUUUUGUUUGUUUUGGUUUGUUUGUUUUUUCAAGACUGUUUCUUCUGUGUAGACCAGCUGGCCUCAAACUCAUGAAGAUCCGCCUGCCUCGUGGAAUUAAAGGCAUGUGCCAACUCUGCCCAGUUAGCUUUGUUUAUCAGUCAAUAAAACCCAUCCUUAGGUGAGA
Cricetulus griseus (Chinese hamster) is the source of this 2013-nucleotide messenger RNA. The record is from RefSeq and is a predicted model, not a curated record. NCBI's taxonomy places the organism in Eukaryota, Metazoa, Chordata, Mammalia, Rodentia, Cricetidae.